Messenger RNA from Beta vulgaris subsp. vulgaris (sugar beet), 1429 nucleotides. RefSeq names its product glycine-rich cell wall structural protein 1.8-like. The record is from RefSeq and is a predicted model, not a curated record. NCBI's taxonomy places the organism in Eukaryota, Viridiplantae, Streptophyta, Magnoliopsida, Caryophyllales, Amaranthaceae. Bases 179 to 1429 code for a protein of 416 amino acids. The transcript has a single exon.
UUUCUCAUAUAUUAAUGAUAUGAUCCUACUAAUUAAUUUCUCAUAUCUUAAGCUACGAGCCUGCUAGCAAAUUCCUAUAUAUAGGGGCCUUAUCUCACACAAAGUUCUCAUCAUCCAAAACACAUUAACAUCUACGACAUACAUUUAGUUAAGAGACAAAUCAACAAGAGUGAAAAUAAUGGCAAGUCCCAAAGCAAUAGGGGUUGCAUUGUUGGUUCUACUUCUUGUAGAUCUAUGCAUUGCAGCAAGAUCGCCAUUUGCCGCAGGAGGUGGAGGUGGUGGUGGUAGCGGUGGUGGAGGUGGUGGAGGGUCUAAUGGCUAUGGUUCCGGAUAUGGGUCAGGUUAUGGUUCUGGAAGUGGUAGUGGACACGGUGGUGCAGGAGUAGGAGGAUAUGGUAGUGGAGGAGGCGGAGGUGGAGGAGGAGGGGGAGGGGGAAGUAAAGGCGGUUCUGGAUCGGGAUAUGGGUCUGGUUAUGGAUCUGGAGAAGGGUCUGGAUAUGGUGGUGCACAUGGAGGUGCCUAUGGUAAAGGUGGAGGUGGAGGAGGAGGAAGUGGAGGAGGUGGGGGUUACGGAGGCUUAGGCUCAGGUUACGGUUCUGGAUAUGGAUCGGGAGAAGGUUCAGGUUAUGGUGGUGCACAUGGAGGUGCCUAUGGUAAAGGUGGAGGUGGGGGAGGAGGUAGUGGAGGAGGUGGGGGUAAUGGAGGCUUAGGCUCAGGUUCAGGUUAUGGUUCUGGAUAUGGAUCGGGAGAAGGUUCAGGUUAUGGUGGUAUACAUGGAGGUGCUUAUGGUAAAGGUGGAGGUGGGGGAGGAGGAAGUGGAGGAGGUGGGGGUAAGGGAGGCUUAGGCUCAGGUUAUGGUUCUGGAUAUGGAUCAGGAGAAGGUUCAGGUUAUGGUGGUAUACAUGGAGGUGCCUAUGGUAAAGGUGGAGGUGGGGGAGGAGGAAGUGGAGGAGGUGGGGGUAAUGGAGGCUUAGGCUCAGGUUAUGGUUCUGGAUAUGGAUCAGGAGAAGGUUCAGGUUACGGUGGUAUACAUGGAGGUGCCUAUGGUAAAGGUGGAGGUGGGGGAGGAGGAAGUGGAGGAGGUGGGGGUAAGGGAGGCUUAGGCUCAGGUUAUGGUUCUGGAUAUGGAUCAGGAGAAGGUUCAGGAUAUGGUGGUAUACAUGGAGGUGCCUAUGGUAAAGGUGGAGGUGGGGGAGGAGGAAGUGGAGGAGGUGGGGGUAAGGGAGGCUUAGGCUCAGGUUAUGGUUCUGGAUAUGGAUCAGGAGAAGGUUCAGGUUAUGGCGGUGCACAUGGAUGGGGGUACGGUAAGGGUGGAGGAGGUGGAGGUGGAAGUGGAGGUGGGGGAGGUAAUGGAGGUUUAGGUUCCGGAUAUGGGUCAGGAUAUGGUUCAGGAUCAGGCUAUGGAGGUGGUCGUGGUGGAGGUAACUAG